Messenger RNA from Auanema sp. JU1783, 1419 nucleotides. NCBI's taxonomy places the organism in Eukaryota, Metazoa, Nematoda, Chromadorea, Rhabditida, Rhabditidae. The record is from the annotation of a GenBank genome assembly.
AUGACCGACUCGCCUGGGAGAACACUCAGACGACGUCAUCCUUCUCGCGAUUCUAAAUUGAGCCAGAGUAGCACUUCUACCUGUAGCAAUUCCACCAAAUUUUCCUUCGCUCGUAAAAGAGAAGAAGAGAAUCGCAAAGGUCCUGCGGAAAAAUCUGUCCACCACCCUCAAGACUCACUGUUCAGUACAAGCUCGGGAUGGACGAACUAUCGUGGUUUCUUCAACUUGGCUAUGCUUCUUUUGAUAGUUUCAAACGGCCGUGUUGCUCUUGAAAAUCUUAUUAAGUAUGGUAUUUUAAUCUCUCCCAAUCAGUUAGUAUCCAUGUUCGUGCAUGGGGGCUCUCUAUGGCAUUGGCCGAAUCUAGCUCUUAUCACUCUGUCCAACAUAACGAUUUUAGUUAUAUUUUUCACUGAGAAGCUUCUAGAGAGAGGUCAUCUAGGUAACUAUUUUGCUGGAGUGUUCUAUCCCAUUAUCAUAUGCUCACAUCUCAUCAUACCUGCUGCUGUAACUUUGAAUGUUAGAGGCAAUCCCUUAUUCGCUGUAGUUGCUUUGGGAAUUUACGUUAUUGAAGCUCUCAAACUAGUCUCAUACGUACAUGUCAACUAUUGGUGUCGUUGCGCUAGGAGAGAGAAAAAAUCUGAGGAGGAACUACCUGAAGAGCUGAAGCAUGAAGCUUCGUUCUUUGAAAACGCUUCGCUCUACCCAGGAACUCUAACUUUAUCAAAUCUCUACUAUUUCAUCGUAGCCCCAACAUUAUGCUAUGAGCUUAAAUUUCCUAGAUCAGCUCGUAGAAGAAAGAGUUUCCUCAUCAAAAGAACGGUUGAGUUGGUCUUCCUCUCUUUCCUUAUGGUAGCUCUUGUUCAACAAUGGGUUGUUCCUACAGUCCGCAACAGUAUGGGUCCUUUGAGUGAAAUGGAACUGGGAAAGUGCUUGGAACGAUUAUUGAAGCUAGCUAUCCCUAACAUUUUCAUUUGGCUCAUAUUCUUCUAUACAUUGUUCCAUUCAGCUCUUAACCUGAUUGCAGAAAUUCUUCGUUUUGCUGACCGGGAGUUCUACAGAGAUUUCUGGAACGCUGAGACAAUCCAAUACUUCUGGAAAACAUGGAACAUCCCAGUGCACAGAUGGGCUCUUCGCCAUAUUUAUUGCCCUAUGAUGCGGAACAAAUAUAGUAAGAUGAGUGCUAUGGCUGUAGUUUUCUUUGUUUCCGCCUUUUUCCAUGAAUAUUUGGUUUCCGUUCCCUUGGCAAUGUUCCGCCUCUGGGCUUAUUAUGGAAUGAUGGGGCAGAUACCUCUAUCUUUCAUCACUGACUAUGUGGUCAAAGGAGGCAGAGCUGGGAAUAUUGUCGUCUGGCUCUCAUUGAUCGUUGGGCAGCCUUUGGCCAUCCUUAUGUAUGUCCAUGAUUGGUAUAUUUUGCAUUAA